Dacryopinax primogenitus is the source of this 2513-nucleotide messenger RNA. Its product is annotated as WSC-domain-containing protein. The record is from RefSeq and is a predicted model, not a curated record. The coding region runs from base 693 to 2513 and encodes 606 amino acids. The transcript is spliced from 5 exons. NCBI's taxonomy places the organism in Eukaryota, Fungi, Basidiomycota, Dacrymycetes, Dacrymycetales, Dacrymycetaceae.
CAUCAUCAAACGAACGGUCGCACGCAUGAUCAUGAAUGCCUGGGGCUGUCCUUCAACGCGGUUCGUGCCGACAGAUGGGCCAAGCCAAUGCUAUGCAGCGAUACCACAUGCCCACGAGCUCCAGUCCGAUUAGAUGGCCUAUGUGGUCAGCGUAGGGACGUCGCGCUGUGGAAUAUCCGUCACUCUUCGCUUCCUACACUGUAACCAUCGUCUACGAGCAGCUUCCCAUUAUUCGAGGCCCUACACUACCAUUCCUGGAGAGGCAAACUGGAGCUCACAACUACCUGCGGUUCGCAGCAAGAAGCCAGGCAUGCAUGAGGCACAAGGUCAGAGAACGUGUCGCAUUGUAUGCACGACCGAACACAUCAACUAUUCUAGCCGUGGAUCUGAAGAACACGCAUGAUACUUAUCAUCCUACGAUCGGAAGCAUUUGAUAUGUCCUUGACCUCACCGACCCACUAAUCUUCUGUUACACGAGCCAUCCGAACGGAGAAAACGCUGCCGGAGAUACCCUUCUUGGUGAGCGGUGACGUCUACGAGUCCGAGUGACCUGUUAGGUCCUCGUGGUGAGAGAGCCAGAAGUGCAUAUAUGCCGUUACGACUCUUGUACGCUGUCAAGUGUCUCGAGGAUGCGGUAGAUCUGUUGGAGAAGGACAACCCGCCGUGUCGUGUUCGGUAUCCUGUGGCUAUAAAUGGUUGCGGUUGUGUUUGUUAACAAACAUGACAAGCUCUCGGCCCUGAUCCCCACAUCAACCGGCAAGUCCGAUCCGGACAACUUCACUCCUUCCAGAAUGCGAUCGUUUGUUUAUCUUUCACUCCUCGCCAUCGGUGGUAGUCGUUCUACGCGGGCACUCACAAUCGGUAGGCGUGCUCUUUGCCCCUCUGUAACAGGUACUAACAUUGGCUUUGCACCAAUUCCCGCCCUUGCUCCUGCGACGGUCGCUUCACAGACAUUUCUUUCUACUGAUCCCGAUGGCGACUGCGAAUCUGUUUGCGCAACUGCGGGGUACACGUAUUCGGCUGCCGCCGACGGUGGUCUGUUCUGCAUCUGCAGCGACAACUUCAAUAAUUCCGAAUUAGUUUCGACGGACGAUUCCUCAUCUGUGCCAGCUGGCUUUGUGAGAAUAUUCAAUGGAGGCGCACGAGUCCCUGAUGAAGGAACACCUGUGUCACCGCACCCGAAUGGGGGUGGGUUUCUAGGAGCGUCAGGAAGCGGGGGAGAAACAGGAGGGCUUGCGGGAAGUGAUGAUACUGGGGGCACCAGUGGUACAGGUGGAACUGGGGGCAAUGGUGGCGAGGGCGGUACAGGAGGCACUGGAGGCACAGGGAGCAUAGGAGGUACAGGUGGUUCUGGCCCGUCACCGCCCGGCCCGCCCUUAACCACGACUUCGACUACCACGGCGAUCGCCGCAGCAUCAUCAUCUCUUGGCCCCAUUACGCCCACGAACAGGGUUGUCACAUUUGUGGAGCUGGGGUGUUAUGUGGAGCCACAACCUGGAGAUCCCAGUGUUCGGGGUCUCACCGGUUCGUUCAGUGGACUUGUCCCUGAUCUUACUAUUGACGGCUGCUUGUCGUACUGCGAUUCUCUGGGCUUUGUGUUGGCUGGGGUGGAGGAUGGCAACGAGUGCUACUGUGGCAACACAGUUGAAAACGGUGCUUCGCCCAUCGAUGAGAGUGAGUGCGACACCCCAUGCGUCGGAGAUGAUGCCGAAGUAUGUGGCGGCAACUAUCGCUUCAAUCUCUUCGCGAAUCUAGUGGGAGUUGCAUCGGGAGGACUUCUCGUUCCGACCACUGCGCCCGGCAAUCCUGGUGUAACCACCACCGUCGUCCCUACAAAUCCUCCGAGCAUACCCGUCUCCACGACCGCCACCACAUCUUCCGCAAGCAUAACCAGCUUCUCUGCAACGAGUACUAUCCUUACAACUGCCGGAACAACCACUGCUGCCCCUACUGCUCUCGCUUCUGGGGUCAUUCCCAUUGUGACCGAUAGCUUAUCGGUGUCCGAUGGGGUGACGGUCACCGUACCGGUAACUGUUUCUCAGCCGACGGGGACCUCGACAAGCAUACAGACGGCUCCAGCCCCCGCUUACACUUAUGCUGGAUGCUUCUCUGAGCCAAUCGACCCGGUCACGCACACAGUCAUUCACAGCGUGGCCAACCUCACCGCGAUUGAAGCUGACUUGACGGUCGAACUCUGCGUGAACGUCUGCGCCGGUCUCGAUUACCCGUAUGCUGCGGUCGAGGCAGGCGAUGAGUGUUACUGCUCGGACGGCCUUUACUAUGGGGCAGUGCCGGCAAGCGCAUCCGCUUGUACUACUGCAUGCAUCGGAAAUGCGGAGGAGACCUGCGGUGGCACCAAUCACUUCUCCCUAUAUGCCGACCCGGACAUCACCUUGGCGCUGGGGGCUGGUAACGGGUUGCCACCUGGUACUCCAGGACGACGAUCAUGGUCACACCAGCCUUGGUCAAGAUUCGGAAGGCGACCGCAGGAGAAACCGAGUCACGUUUAUUAA